GUCCACUAUAUCGGAAACAAGAAAAGAAAAAAGAAAAAAGAAAAAAGAGACGCAGGCUUAACUGCUCGGUCAUGAAAUGAAAUUGGUAAAGGAUUAUUAUUCGAAAUACUUUAAGAAUAUUCUCUUCAUUUCAACAGGUAACUACCUCCUAAGGUACCUCUACCUUAGGCAGGUAAUUAGUUCGUUCUUUCGAUUCAAACUAACCAAAGACUAACUUCCUUAAAGCGCUUUAUGUUCUAUCUACUUUAUAUUUGGUAUUUGGUACGAGUCAUGCGACCUUCGCGAUCUACCGUAUUUUGCUCUAUCGUCAUCGCACUGGCUUGGGAUACUUUGAUAACCUGAACCACGAUAGGCCAUACUUGUAACUAGUCUUAUUAAUAUCUGAGGAGUUUCUAUAAGUUGGAAAAGAGGGGUGGUAAAAGUGGUAUCUUAGGUCUAGGUACCUUGACUUCUAAGGUCGUCUCCGGUCUACGCGAAGACCAAACUUAACCAUGUUGAGACGGAAUCUUCGUCUUCACCGGGAUCUUCUCGUCCAAUGCUGUCAAAGUGUACGAUCAUUUUCUCUUACCUCCUGCCGCCGCGAGAUUCUUGAUGCCUCUUCACUUCCUGGGCGCAUUUCACCCAAAUACAAAGAGAGCUCGGCUUCUUCCUUCUUAUCUUUACAUUGGCCGGAGCCGCCGCGGAAUAUCCUCAUUAUCCCAAAGCUACAUGAUCCUAAGGUGACCGCAUCUGCUCUCUUGUUCGCGAAUCACAUCCACAGCGAGUACCCGAAUCUGAAUCUCAUCUUCGAGCGCCGAAUCGCUACUGCUAUUCACGAGUCUCUACCUUUCGCCAUACACGCCUCCGAUCCAAGUCAGUUCCCUGAGAAAGUUGAUCUCGUCAUCACUCUGGGCGGCGAUGGAACCAUUUUACGUGCGGCUAGCCUUUUUAGUCUAAACGCAUCCGUGCCUCCCAUCUUAUCCUUCAGCAUGGGGUCGCUGGGAUUCCUAGGCGAGUGGAAGUUUGAAGAAUUCAAACGCGCUUGGCGUGAAGUGUAUAUGAGCGGCAGCCGUGUUGCUGCGUCCGACUUGCAGGGCCCUCAUACGCAGUUCGCCACGAACAGCCGGCCAGAUGCAGACGAGGGCCGUCUUCACAGUGACUGGGAAGGUCUCCGCGGGAAGAGCAUGGGUCUCACUCGACGUAGCAAAAUUCUUCUGCGCCAUCGUUUAAAGGUGGGGAUUUACGACGCUGCAGGUAAUAAUAUAAACGACCAACUCAUGCCUGCCCCUGCCCCGGCCCCGGCCACCGAGCCGCAGCAAUCUACUACGGAGGAUCCCGACGAUGUCGCUCAAGUGAGGAAGGGCGAGAGACCAGCCAGGUCGCUACCAUUUCACGCGGUAAACGAACUGGUUAUCCACCGUGGUCCGAACCCGCACCUUGCUAUUAUCGACGUCUACAUCAAUAAUCACUUUUUGACCGAGGCAGUGGCCGAUGGAAUCUUAAUCAGCACACCAACGGGCUCCACGGCCUACUCGCUGUCCGCUGGUGGUAGCAUCAUGCACCCGUUGGUAAAGACGCUGUUGAUCACUCCAAUAUGCCCUCGUAGUCUCAGUUUCCGACCCCUUGGCCUCCCUUUGAACACCAAGGUAGUUCUGAAGCUGAGCGAGAAGAACCGCGGACGCGAACUCGAGGUCAGCAUCGAUGGCAAGCGCAGGACUACGGCAACCGUUGGUAUGGAGAUCCGUGUUGAGGGCGAGACUAUUGGCCGUACUUCGAGCGGCGGCUGGGCUGGAGGAGUACCCAGCGUCAUUAGAUCUCCGAUAAAGGGUGACGGCGAGAGAGAUGGAAUUGCCGAGGAUGAUGCCGGAUGGGUUGGUGGAUUGAUCGGCCUGCUCAAAUUCAACUAUCCAUUUGGCGAGGGCCAAUGAAAUUAUCCUUUUCCCUAGGGGUCAGAAUCAAAGUCUUGCGAUGUGAGUACCUUACCUACCUGUAAGGUGUUGGUUCCUGUUGAGCUGGUGGCGAGAUUCAAAAUAUUCCGGAUGAAGAAGAAUAUAUAAAAAGCGCAAACUGGAAGUAGCUAUCUUAUCUACCUAGGCACCUGCAAAGCUAUAAAGCUAUAUGGUACAUUUACCAUACGCACAUGAUCCGGUGCUAGUUACACUAACUACACGGCAAGGAAGCAAUUAGCUUACUAUA
Messenger RNA from Daldinia caldariorum, 2175 nucleotides. Its product is annotated as ATP-NAD kinase. The transcript has 2 exons. Gene Ontology annotation, biological process: NADP+ biosynthetic process; NAD+ metabolic process. Gene Ontology annotation, molecular function: NAD+ kinase activity. The record is from RefSeq and is a predicted model, not a curated record. The coding region runs from base 492 to 1907 and encodes 471 amino acids. Lineage: Eukaryota; Fungi; Ascomycota; Sordariomycetes; Xylariales; Hypoxylaceae.